Hibiscus syriacus is the source of this 1135-nucleotide messenger RNA. RefSeq names its product caffeic acid 3-O-methyltransferase-like. The transcript has 4 exons. Bases 26 to 1105 code for a protein of 359 amino acids. Gene Ontology annotation, molecular function: S-adenosylmethionine-dependent methyltransferase activity; protein dimerization activity; O-methyltransferase activity. Lineage: Eukaryota; Viridiplantae; Streptophyta; Magnoliopsida; Malvales; Malvaceae. The record is from RefSeq and is a predicted model, not a curated record. Gene Ontology annotation, biological process: methylation.
CUUCGGAAUCAAAGGAAGCUAAAUCAUGAUGACGAGUUCACAACAAAUUACAACAAACGAAGAGGAAGAUUGCUUACAAGCUUUUCGAAUUGUUCAGUCAACAUUGCUUCCUUUUGUUUUGCGAACCGCCGUCGAUCUUGAUUUACUACAGACCAUAGCGAAACCAGGUCCAGGCUCCAAGGUCUCGGUUGCUGAGAUUGUGCCGAAACUCCCGGCUAGGAACCCUAAUGCCCCCGAUAUGAUCGAUCGUAUCCUUCGAUUUCUCACAGCUCAUUCCAUCUUAGAUUGCGAUCUUGUCACUGAUCAAAAUGGAAAUACGACGAGAUUGUACGGUAUUUCUUCCAUCGGCAGAUACUUUCUUCAAGAUGAAGAUGGAAUUUCUCUCGUUCCAUCUCUCAAAAUUUCGACCGAUAGACGAUUCUUCGAGUGUUGGAACUAUUUGAAGGAUGCUACGUUGGAAGGAGGGUUACCGUUUAGGAGGGUAUUUGGUGAAGACGUGUUCGAGGCGGUUGCAAAAGAUAGUGAUUUAGCCAAUACUUUCAACCAAUCCAUGUCAAAUCUCACUAACAUUAUCACGAGAAGGGUCCUACAAGUUUACAAAGGAUUUGAAGCCUUAACUCAACUCAUCGACGUGGGAGGUGGGUUGGGAACAAAUCUUAAGCUCAUUGUUUCCAAGUACCCACAAAUUAAGGGCAUUAACUUUGAUUUGCCCUUUGUUGUUGAAGUUGCACCCAACAUUCCAGGUGUGGAGCAUGUAGGAGGAGACAUGUUCAACAAAAUUCCUAAUGGAGAAGCUAUUUCCAUGAAGUGUAUACUUCAUGAUUGGGGAGAUGAAGAAUGCUUGAAAUUGCUGAGAAAUUGCUAUGAAGCAAUACCAGAGUCGGGAAAAGUAAUAGUGAUAGAAUCAAUAAUGCCAGAAUUGCCCACCACUGACACAGUCACGGCCACAACAACCAGUUUCGACGUGGGAUUGCUUCACACUGUCCCUGGUGGAAAGGAAAGAACACUAAAAGAGUUCCAGGCAUUAGCCACUGAAGCCGGUUUCUCUACUUUCAAACCUGUUUGUCGUGUUUAUAUUUAUUGGGUCAUUGAAUUGUUCAAAUAAUUAUUGUCGGUUCCCAGUCAAUGACUUAUA